Fibroporia radiculosa is the source of this 1062-nucleotide messenger RNA. RefSeq lists its product as uncharacterized. Gene Ontology annotation, cellular component: mitochondrial outer membrane. Gene Ontology annotation, molecular function: ATP hydrolysis activity; ATP binding. Lineage: Eukaryota; Fungi; Basidiomycota; Agaricomycetes; Polyporales; Fibroporiaceae. The record is from RefSeq and is a predicted model, not a curated record. The transcript is spliced from 9 exons. Bases 1 to 1062 code for a protein of 353 amino acids.
AUGGCCGUCUCCGCGGCCGCGAAACGAGCGAUAUUUGAUGUCGCGCUGUUUGUCGUGUCGCAAGCAGCCUUGUAUUACACUGUGCGAUGGGUGGUGGAUAGCAUGGGACACGGAGAGAGGAAGGAGGUGAAGGCAAAGAGCCUGAAGGCUCUGGAGAAGCUGGGGCACAAGGAUCUGAAGCUAGACGAGUACGAGAAGCAGAUUGCUUCGGAGGUUAUACACCCGGACGACAUCGAGGUACGCUUUACAGAUAUCGGCGGCUUGGAGCCCAUAAUUUCGUCCCUGCGCGAAUCCGUCAUAUACCCCCUCGUAUACCCGCAUCUGUUCAGCUCUUCCUCCCUUCUGGGCGCGCCCAAGGGCGUGCUCCUCUUUGGUCCGCCAGGAUGCGGAAAAACCAUGCUCGCAAAGGCGCUCGCGAAGGAGUCCGGCGCCACGUUCAUCAACAUCGCCGCGUCGGUGCUGACCAACAAGUGGUACGGCGAAUCAAACAAGCUCGUCGCAGCGCUGUUCUCGCUCGCGCGGAAGACGCAGCCGAGCAUCGUCUUCAUUGACGAGAUCGACUCGUUCCUGCGCGAGAGGACGAAGGGCGACCAUGAGGUCACAGGUAUGAUGAAGGCGGAAUUCAUGACCCUGUGGGACGGCCUUUUGUCAAGCACAGACCGCAUACUCGUGCUUGGAGCCACGAAUCGGCCAAAUGACAUUGACUCUGCCAUAUUGCGACGGAUGCCCAAGCGAUUCUCCGUCGGGCUCCCCGAUCUCGAGCAGCGACAGAAGAUCCUCUCGUUGAUGCUAAAGGACACGGACCUGGACAAGACGUUCUCGCUACACAGACUUGCGCAGGAGUCUGAAGGUCUCUCGGGCUCGGACCUGAAAGAGCUCUGCCGCAACGCGGCCAUGCGCCCGAUGCGCGAGUUCAUUCGCGAGGCGGGCGACGACCGCGAGCUGCUUGCGCGGUGCCAAGAAGAUGACUUCAGACUGCGCGCGCUGACGCUGGGCGACUUCUUCCAGUCUGACGGGACGAGCGCGCUGCCACCGGCGAACCCGCUCGAUGAGGUGUCGUAG